This is a messenger RNA of Cyphomyrmex costatus, 5597 nucleotides long. It is a transcript of the gene rin, whose product is annotated as ras GTPase-activating protein-binding protein 2. The transcript is spliced from 8 exons. NCBI's taxonomy places the organism in Eukaryota, Metazoa, Arthropoda, Insecta, Hymenoptera, Formicidae. The record is from RefSeq and is a predicted model, not a curated record. Gene Ontology annotation, molecular function: mRNA binding. Gene Ontology annotation, cellular component: cytosol; ribonucleoprotein complex. The coding region runs from base 36 to 1901 and encodes 621 amino acids.
GCGAAAAAAUAUUCUAGAAGUUAAAAAGUAAAAAGAUGGUCAUGGAGGCAUCUCCCUCUCCACAAAGUGUCGGUCGUGAGUUCGUCCGACAGUAUUAUACAUUGCUGAAUCAGGCACCUGCCCAUCUCCACAGGUUCUACAAUCAACAUUCUUCCUUCGUGCACGGCGGAUUAGAUUCUAAUCGAGAGUGUACCCCGGCGAUCGGCCAAAAACAAAUACAUCAGAAGAUUCAACAAUUGAACUUUCGCGAUUGCCAUGCCAAAAUAAGCCAAGUUGAUUCUCAGCUUACUCUUGAAAAUGGAGUCGUUGUCCAGGUAUCUGGAGAACUGUCUAACGCCGGUCAACCAAUGCGUCGAUUCACUCAGACUUUCGUAUUGGCUGUGCAAGCACCUAAAACUUACUACGUGCACAAUGAUAUCUUCCGUUAUCAAGACUUGAUAUUCCCCGAAGAGGAUGAGGCUGACGUGAGUGCUGGGGAUAGUGGUGAAAGCGGCGAAAGAGAAGUGGAGGAAAUUGGCCGAUCUGAACCUGAGGAAGAUGAACAUCAAACUCAGGCGCAGCAACUAUCAGCUCCUGCUCAACCUGCUGAGCAACCAGCUCAACCGCCUCUCAUUCCGACUCAGCAACCUCCGCUGCAGCAACAGCAGCCGAUGUAUUAUGCUGCACCACCUCAACCACAUGUUCAUACAGUAAUACAGCAAGUGCUAAACGGAGCAGUGCAUGAGGAAGUGAUUAAUCAACAAACAUCACAACAACAGCAGCAGCAGCAGCAACAGCAACAACAGCAGCCACAACAACAACCGCCGCCACCGCCUCCUGCACAGCAACAUUCAUUUAUAACCGAACCAGCUGCUCAAACCACAUUCGUACAGGAAGCAGAGCUAAGCAAUGGUGAGCAGCCACAACAGCAAAGUGAGAAUGAGCCACAGGUCCAAACAGAGGAGAGGAGUGAGCAGCCUGAGACAGAAGCAUUUACUGCAUCCGCACAAGAGACCGAACCUGAACAGGUAUCCAGCGCUACUAUCAACAGCAGCGGACCCAAGACGUAUGCUAAUUUGGUAAAGUCUUUCCCAAGCGGUCCCACUGGUGCUACUAGCCCACAAGCUCCUAAAUUAUCCAUGUCUCCACCACCUAUGACGAAUCUACGUCUGGACGACAGAUCGCCAUUGCAUCCUGCAAAUAACGGGCCGUCGUCUAUGUCUGUGUCCAAUAAUGUAUCUACGGUUCACCAACAGGCGCAUCGAGUGGGCGGAAAUCAACCACCACAACAACAGCAGCAGCAUCCUCAGCAGCAACGGGUUCCAAGAGGGGGAUUAGUUCAAAGAGAUGGAGAACGUCGUGGCACAAGAUUAGGACAAUACAGUGACGCUCAUCAAUUGUUCUUGGGUAACUUACCACACAACGCUUCUGAAAAUGAUUUGCGUCAAGUAUUCGAACGUUAUGGCAGAGUUGCUGAAUUACGCGUGCACAGUAAAUCAAAUGACAGAUGUAAAGGUCCCCAAGGUGGAAAUAAUACCGCUCGAGUACCUAAUUAUGGAUUUAUCACGUUUGAGGAUCAACAGGUUGUGACCAAGGUGUUAAACUCCUUGCCUAUCUAUUACCCUGACGAAAGUGGACAGAAAUUGAAUGUGGAAGAAAAGAAGGUAAGACCCAGGCCCAUGUUAGAUGGUAGUGGUGGCAGAUUGAAUUCAGGCGAUGGUGGCAUGCGCUCUAUGGGCGGUCAACAGCAGCAACAGCAACAGCAACGUGGACCAGGUGGACCCGGAGGUGUAAUGAGAGGUGGACAGCAUGGUGCACGAGGUGGCCGUGGAGGUUUUUCGCGAGGUGGUGACGGUGGUAGGGGUGGUGGCAUGCGACAGCCGGGUAAUCCGAGUAAUCCUGGCUAUCAAAAUCGUCGCUAAUAUCGACCACACUAUGCAACAACCCCCCUCUAAUUUCGUCUCUACUGAAUAAAGUCACCGGUACCAUACACAUCUGUCAUCUUCAUUUCAAGAAGCGGAAUUCAAGACUAUUUCAUAUUUCGCACGACCUCGUCACUGACGCCAAUCUUAUGCUUAAACGUCGCUUGCAACGUUCGUCAAGCAACAGCAACAACCGACUUUAACUGAUGUAGCUCAAAAAAGAAUCGUACGAAAUAUGAGCUCGAACAUGAAUGGCGUGCUAAUCGAAGUCUCGACCGAAGGUUGCUUCUCACACAAGACUUUGAGUUUAAUGGUGUGUGUAUUUGAAAUCAUUGGUCAGGCAGGCGAUGAUCAUUGGUUCGAAUUCGUCCUUCGUACAUCGACAAUCGGGCAAUCUCACAGGACUGCGACGCGAAGUUCUCAUAUGCAAUCAUAGACACAUACAUAUACAUACACGUGCAACCGUGCGACAAGAAGAGCAUAUAGGAGAACGUUGUUGGAGUGUGACAAAUUUUAGUGCAAACGGAAAAAGGCAACGGAACGUGAUCUGAAAUCGGGGAAAUUGUGUCGGAACUCUGUGAGGCGAUUUCAGAGCAGUGCGCAACAUUCGUCACUCCGCGCGUUUCCUCCGGUUCGCCAAAUCGCAGGACGAAAAGGCAACGGAGCGAAUUCCGGUGCACACACACAAAGCGCGCGCGCAUACAUACACACACACACACAAAUACAUACACACAACCAUACACAUAUCACAUAACCAAGCAAGAUCGAAGCGAAUGAAGGAGCGUCGCUGUGACAUGCAUAAAUCUCAUACGCUUUUGAGUCGACUCAUCAACCACUAACGAAAACGUCCCGUUGCCCCAAGGGAAGAAUCAACGUAGAUAAAAAUCUCACAGAACAAAUCGUUACGAAACGACUACAGGAUCCCAAGACUAUGUCCCGGUUGCACGCAGCAGAAAAAAUUAAUAAAAGGAAAGGCGACAGUUUCUUUUCUUCUACGAUCUUCUCCUUUAUUUAUAUUACUGAUCAUCGAUUGAUCGGUGUCGAUCGUAGACAGGACAAUGCUUCUAACCUGCAGUAACUGGUCUCGCCGUUUUCCUCGCUCCAUCCACAUGCAAUCCUGACCGCGUCACGUUGCAGUUCGGAACUUUUUGUUCGUGCCUAUCUUAUUCCUGGUCUUACCUUCCUUCCCUAUCCCUUUUCUUCUAGAAACACAUCUUUCUGCGCUACUCUGUUCUUUCUUCUAAACUCUUUCUAUUCUAGCAUCUACCUCCCUUUUCCUUCACAUACAUACUUAUUAUUACUUUCGUUAGAUAAAAUUAAUAAGGAUCGCGCACGUGCAUGGUCUGACGUUGUAUCGCCCGAUCGCUAAAUUAUCAGUUGCAUGAUAGCGUUUUCACAAGAGUCAAUAAUGUCUCCUGGUAAUCACAGAAUUCGUACUACGCCAAGCAUUAAAUGUGAGCAUUAAAACUGUAAUCGGCUCGAAGCGUGGAAAUGCGUCCAACGUAGGAACAGAACAUUUUCGUGCUAUGUGAGCAACAUCUUUUUUGGAAUAUUACGCCACUAAUUUCUUUCUAAACAAUAUUAUCUGUUCACAUUUUUUGACGAAGUACAUUCGUAUGUUGUAGACUGCUUAGAGUAUGAAGCAAAACAAGAGUUCUAGUCAGCAACGCUCACAAGCAAUACACGAGAAGAGUCCUGUGAUUAUUAGAGAUUGGGCGAUGCGUGUGUCUUCUCCUGGCCUAUCAGCCUUCAUUCCUUUACAAAACCAACGGAAUUUUGGAAGCGAAUGGAAAUUUGCGCGAUAUUGUUAUAGAAAGUAAUGUCAAGCAAAUUUUUAAUUUUCCAUUUUUAUAUUUUUGAAAAACGAAAAAGGCAUUAAAAAUUUGCGUUUGACAAUAAGUGGUGAUAAAGAGAAAGAGAGAAAUAGACAGAGAUGGAGAGAGAUAGAACGAGGCUGCGUUCGGGUAGAGCGCUAUCAUCGCUAUUUAUGUAGUGCUAUUCUUGUCUCACGUCUAAUGAACGAUGAAGAUAGAAUAACACAAAUAGCACUAAUAGCGUCUCUCCGAAUCCAACCCGAGAGAGAGGGAGAGCGAGCGAGAGAGAGAGAGAGAGAGAGAGAGAAUGAGAGAGAGAAAAUUUAGUUUGUAUUUUUCGUCGUGUGAUCAAGAUCAUCGUGGAGAUUGUUAAUGUAGAUCACGCACGAGCGCGACUCCACAUCCGUAGUAGUAGUUUGUAAUAUUGAAAUGAAAAAAGUAAAAAAAAUCUCGUCGCGAUGCCCCGCGUCUGAGACACGGCGACCGCGCCCCCUCUUCGGGGGCCCUGCCUCGAUUAACGUUAAUUUUUUUUAAGCAUGCACUCUAGGGAUUAAUAUUCGUCAUGUAGUAUUAUACGCGAUGUUAGUGUCUCGUUUAACAAGACUCGGGACAGUGACGACGUAACGAUGACGAUGACAGACUGACAAGUGACAAUGAUAUAAUGACAAUGGCGGCAAUGAUAACGCGGCCGCUCUGACGCAGACGCGGACAAAGGGAUAGGUUUCGCGUGGCUGCGAUUUGCUUUUUUUUUCGGCAAGUAAUUAAAAAUAAAUAAAAACGAACGAGCAUCUCGAAUAUGCGUUCUCGUUGUAUAACAUUUCGCAACUUUUAAGCCUAUCUUUCCGUUAUUAGGUAUUAUAAAAAAAAAGCGCUGCGUAGGAAGUAAUGAAGGUUCGACCGAAGUUUUAAAUCCUAUUCCUUUAUAAGUUAGUUUAGUAACGCGCGGAAACGUAUUUCCGAAGUUUUGUCGGUAGUUAUCACGUAAUUGGCAUACUUUAAUAUUGUUAAAAAAAUACGAAAAAAAAAAGAAAAAUUGAUCAUUAAAUCUGAACUAGAAAUAUACAGGAUGGAGCACUCAACUUUAUCACUUCUCUCUUCCUUGCGACAAAAUUUUGCGUAUGUAAUUAUGAAAGAGAGGAUUGCAAAAUUAAGAUAGAUCACUUUCAUGUCCCUUUCAUUCAAUUACAAUAAUUUUAUUGUAACAUAAAAAUUUAGGUUUACUUGGGCUACUAACAACCAUCUUCGAGAAUAUCUUUUUUUGUAUUUUCGAAACAUCAUUGUAUAAACAUAUUUAUAUCUUUACAUGAAGCCCUCUUUACCAUCCCGUAAAACAUACCAAGAGCACGUUGUGAUCGCAUUAUUCAUUACAGACUCUUUUAACACUUCGACUGAAAUUUCACCUGCAAUUUCUUGGAAACCAUGGCAUUCUGAUAAAGAUUAAGAAUUUUACCUCUCACUUCAGUCACGUUUCGAAUGACAAAUACGAAUUAAAAUAUUAUAAGAGUCAUUCGCGUUCAUAAGUGCCAUAAUUCCCAAGAAUAUAUGAAUAUCAUGCACAUAACUGUAAAAUAUAGCAGUCAAAGUGUUAAAGAAGAAAUUAAAUACUUGAAUAUAGUAUGGUGAUAUUAGAUACAGCUCAUGCUCAGUUAAGGCAAAAUUUUUGCAGUGACUUGCACUUUGUUUAGCAUAUAUAUAUAUAUAUUUAUCGCUUUAACGAGAUUUAAAUUAAUACUGCAAUGGUAAAAUGUUUCUCUUUUCACGGUAUGUGAGAAAUAAAUGUGACAUUAGAAAGAGAGAUUUCAAGACAUUUGAAGCGCCACAGCAGCUUCACAACUUUGUAUACAUAUGUAGAGCAUAUUUAAACGAAUAUUUGUAUGGCUAA